AUGUCUUCAUUCACUUUCUUGUUAUUCUGCGCUGUAGCCUGCUUUAUUCAGAAUACAUACGGCCAGUAUUUAGGUGCCGCACCUGGUUUAGGAUAUGCGCCCGCUCUAGCAGUUGAAGCCGAGCUCCCCUGUGGUUCUGGUCUAGCCGCAGAAGUAGCUUACGGUCCAGGCCUAGCCCCCGGUCUUCUUGGCCCUGGACCCUACGGUUACGGCCUGGCUGGCCCGGCUGCAUUUGCGGGUCCGGUGCCAUACGGUCCAGCCGCUGGGUACGGCGUGGGACCUGCGUACGGCGGCGCCGGUGUAGGUGAUGUGGCCGUCGCCGGGGAGAUGCCGGUCGCUGGCACCACUGUAGUAGCGGGGCAGGUGCCUAUCCUUGGUGCCGUGCAGUUCGCUGGUGAAAUUCCAGCUGGAGGCGUUGUAUCUAUAGCUGGAAGAUGCGGUUGCGGAUGCGGUGGACCCUAUAUGUAUUAG
Messenger RNA from Papilio xuthus (Asian swallowtail), 471 nucleotides. Its product is annotated as chorion class CA protein ERA.1-like. Gene Ontology annotation, cellular component: egg chorion. The transcript is spliced from 2 exons. Gene Ontology annotation, biological process: multicellular organism development; chorion-containing eggshell formation. Lineage: Eukaryota; Metazoa; Arthropoda; Insecta; Lepidoptera; Papilionidae. The record is from RefSeq and is a predicted model, not a curated record. The coding region runs from base 1 to 471 and encodes 156 amino acids. Gene Ontology annotation, molecular function: structural constituent of egg chorion.